This is a messenger RNA of Cynoglossus semilaevis (tongue sole), 988 nucleotides long. RefSeq names its product signal recognition particle 14 (gene srp14). The record is from RefSeq and is a predicted model, not a curated record. Gene Ontology annotation, cellular component: signal recognition particle, endoplasmic reticulum targeting. The transcript is spliced from 5 exons. Bases 129 to 461 code for a protein of 110 amino acids. Gene Ontology annotation, biological process: SRP-dependent cotranslational protein targeting to membrane. Gene Ontology annotation, molecular function: endoplasmic reticulum signal sequence receptor activity; 7S RNA binding. Lineage: Eukaryota; Metazoa; Chordata; Actinopteri; Pleuronectiformes; Cynoglossidae.
CUGUGACGCUACCUGACGUGUAUCUGAUGGCGGAAGGCGGAGCUCCAGGCAGAGUAGUACGUGUGCUUCACAGCAGCGUUAGCUUGAGGUCUGUGUAGCUGUUCCACAGCUGAGUCUAAGGCAGUGACAUGGUGCUACUGGAAAAUGACUCGUUCCUCACAGAACUCACGCGGCUCUUCCAGAAGUGCAGAACAUCUGGAAGUGUUGUCAUCACGCUAAAGAAAUACGACGGGAGGACAAAGCCGGUGCCCAGGAAGGGGCACACGGAGUCGUUUGAACCAGCAGACAACAAAUGUCUCAUCAGAGCAUCUGACGGCAAAAAGAAAAUUAGCACAGUGGUCAGCACAAAAGAAGUAAUCAAGUUUCAAAUGGCCUACUCCAACCUCCUCAGAGCUCACAUGGAUGGACUUAAGAAGAAAGAUAAAAAAAGCAAAAGCAAAAAAACUAAAGCCACUCAGUGAGCAUUGGACAGUCAUGUAACCAUCGGUUACCAACACUGUCCUGUACGAUCAGCUGGUGAUCCGUGGGAGGAGCCUCCACUUUGGCUCCACGCUACGUCGCCCUCAUUACCCAGAGGCCUCAGACUGACCACACCUUCAUUCGGUGACCGUUGUGAUAUUAUGCCAUUUUUAUUUUGUUUUUGCAUGGUAAGGUCUCAUCCUUGGCUGCUCGGUGCCAUCGAUGAUUAGGAGCAGGACACUUUGAUACAAGAAGAAGCAGAAGCAGCAGCAGCUCAGCUGUACGCCAUCAGCACAGCGGAGCUUCACCAACGUCACCUCUGGAGCCAAAUCACAGUCGAUCCUUCACCGGCCUUUUAUAUUUAAUGGUCCACAUUUACGUUGUUAACCUGUGAGCUGAACUGGCAGGUAAUUUGAUCAUGUCUUUAGAAGACUGUGACUUUUUUCUUUUCUUUUUUUAAAAUCAGGUCUGUUUUAUUUGGUCAAAUUUUCACCAGUUUGUCUUGGAGCUUGGAUUUGGGAGAUACAUU